CUGACGCCCUAAUUGACGCUAUCAUUUUGCCAUGAUUGACGCUAUUUCGGACCAGGAUCGUCACGUGAAAUCGAAAACUUUUCCAAAAUUUUCUUCAAAAUUCAAAUGACCAGGAAAUCGUCAAAAUCGGGCCCAAAAUGACGCUAUUUCGGGUGAGGUUCUGCAGGAGAUUCUGGGGGCCUAAUGACGCGCGACGCGCUUAAAUUCAGGGAGCGCCCGAAGAUAACCUGAGAUUAUUACGUGAGCUCAGCCCUUGGCCUUAACCGUUCAACCAUGUCACUUCGACGUAAAAUCAGAACUCUGCAAAAUGAACAAAAAUGGGAAACUACAGUUGGAGGAGCAGGAGUUAUUGAAACUCCUCUGCUGACGUGGUCAGAACUGCCAGAGUGGAUGAAAGAUAAUGAAUAUAUCAUUUCUGGUUAUCGAAGGGAACAGCAACACUGGAAAGGUUGUUUCAAGUCUGUUUAUUCAUACUUGCAUAAUGAAUCCGUGAACAUACAUAGCCACCUUUGGGGUGGAGCCCUUUUUCUAUAUUUCUUGACCACUGCACACUCGACGCACUUGGUUCAUUAUCCUAUCGCUUGGAUUGAUUCUGUCGUUAUUUCGGUUUUUUUGGUUUCAGCAACAUUUUGCCUUUGUGCAAGCGCGUUUUUUCAUGUCUCGACGUGUCAUUCCGAAAAGAUAGCGACUCACUGCCAUGCUCUCGACUACUCCGGAAUUGUCGUGCUUACAGUGGGGUCAUUCUAUCCGUGCAUUUACUACGGGUUUUUCUGUGAACCUCAAUUCCAGGCCCUCUACAUCACUGCAAUAACAUUGGUGGGAAUAGGUGCUGCGUACAUUGUUCUAAAUCCUGAAUAUGCAAAGCCCACUCAUCGUGGUGCUCGCACGAGCGUUUUCAUCGCUCUAGGUCUUUGCGCAGUCUUUCCUAUGUCUCACUGGCUAAUAGAACACGGCUUUCGAACGAUGCUUGAUAUGGGUCUUCACUAUCUUGCAAUAUCCGGCUGUUUUUACGUCGUAGGAGCUUUGCUCUAUGCCAAUCGUAUUCCAGAGAGAUUCUCCCCUGGAACUUUCGAUUACUUUUGCGCUUCACAUCAAAUUUUCCAUUUUUUCGUAGUUUUUGCUGCAUUGGCGCAUUAUAAGUCGAUCAUAUUUGCACUGGAUUACGCAUAUACCAGAUCCUACUGUGAGUUGUGAAUGACGAGGCUGCUUCGAUCGUAAAUGAAUUCUAGAUUCUUUCUUUCUUGAUUCCCAACUUCUACAUAUAUAUCAAAAGCGAGGAUCGACGCGGAUUUUUUUGGGUAAUGUGUGCGCGACUCGGGCCCGUAAAACUUUACGACUUGCAAUUUCCCAUCCUUCGAAUACAAGUUGUGAAGCAUACAUAGUGACCGCUCUUCUUGCGUCCACGAGCAAGGAAAUUUCCGGAUUGCUCCCACAACAUUUGAAGUGUUUGGCGAAAUACGACGUAUGCGCGCCAGUUCUACAAGCCAAAUAUUAGCGCGGAGUACCGACUCUUUCAUUCUCGACACUCAAUCACCUCAGCCUCAUCCUAGAAAUGAGAUCAUAAACGUACA
This is a messenger RNA of Lentinula edodes (shiitake mushroom), 1571 nucleotides long. Its product is annotated as HlyIII-domain-containing protein. Gene Ontology annotation, molecular function: signaling receptor activity. NCBI's taxonomy places the organism in Eukaryota, Fungi, Basidiomycota, Agaricomycetes, Agaricales, Omphalotaceae. The transcript has 9 exons. The record is from RefSeq and is a predicted model, not a curated record. Gene Ontology annotation, cellular component: membrane. Bases 274 to 1194 code for a protein of 306 amino acids.